Mus musculus (house mouse) is the source of this 1792-nucleotide messenger RNA. RefSeq names its product prefoldin 2 (gene Pfdn2). The record is from RefSeq and is marked validated. Gene Ontology annotation, cellular component: cytoplasm; RPAP3/R2TP/prefoldin-like complex; nucleoplasm. Bases 38 to 445 code for a protein of 135 amino acids. NCBI's taxonomy places the organism in Eukaryota, Metazoa, Chordata, Mammalia, Rodentia, Muridae. Gene Ontology annotation, biological process: protein folding; positive regulation of cytoskeleton organization; negative regulation of amyloid fibril formation. The transcript is spliced from 4 exons. Gene Ontology annotation, molecular function: unfolded protein holdase activity; protein folding chaperone; amyloid-beta binding.
GAGAGUGCGCAGGCCGGAAAGCUUGCAGGUGGGGAAGAUGGCGGACAGCAGCGGUCGUGUGGGCAAGAGCGGCGGGAGCGGCGCGGGGAAGGGGGCGGUGUCGGCGGAACAGGUAAUUGCUGGCUUUAAUCGCCUUCGGCAGGAACAGAGGGGCUUGGCUUCCAAAGCAGCUGAGCUGGAGAUGGAAUUGAAUGAGCACAGCCUGGUGAUCGAUACACUGAAGGAAGUGGAUGAGACCCGCAAGUGCUACCGCAUGGUUGGAGGUGUGCUGGUGGAGCGGACUGUCAAAGAAGUGCUGCCUGCCUUGGAGGGCAACAAGGAGCAGCACAGUCCGGGGCAGAGGAGGGAGACCUGCACUCCUUCUCCAUCCUCUCUUUUGCCUCUUAGAUACAGAAGAUCAUUGAGACACUGUCACAGCAGCUUCAGGCAAAGGGCAAAGAACUGAACGAAUUCCGGGAAAAGCACAACAUUCGUCUCAUGGGGGAAGAUGAGAAGCCAGCAGCCAAGGAAAACUCAGAAGGGGCUGGGGCUAAGGCCAGCUCAGCAGGGGUGUUGGUCUCUUAGGAGCUAAGGCCUCUGCGGGUUUUUUUUUUUUUACCCUGAUUCCCACUUGUAAUUUCUUUUUAUUGUCGUUAUUAUUAUUUCUCUGCUAUUGUAAUAUUUUGUUUUUGUUGUUGUUGUUGAUUAAAUGUUUUGGUCAAAUACUUAGCUAUAGCCUGAACCUUUAUCUCAUUUAGGGCUACACCGACCUCAUAGAGCUGGGUGUGGUGCCACACAUGCCUUUAAUAAUCUUAGUGCUUGGGUGACAACAAGAGGCAGAUCUCGGAGUUCCAGGCCAGCCUGGUCUACAAAUCGAGUUCCCAGUAAUCCAAGGCUAUAUAUAGACACAGUGAGACCCUGUCUCAAACAAAACAAAAAAAUAUGAUUUGCAUUGUUUCUACCAGGUUAAUGGCUCACUAUCAGAAAGGAACCUCAGUUCGGUCUUUCCUUUGCAAAUAAAGUAAUCUGUUUAUUUGAUGCUCUUCUAAAACGGAUUCAGAGGGCUGGAGAGAUGGCUCAGAUGGCUCAACAGUGAAGAGCUCUGUCUGCUCUUCCAGGGGGCAUCUGUUUUAUUAUCCCCAACAACCACAUGGUGGCUCACAACCAUCUAUAAUGGGGUCUGAUGCCCUCUUCUGGCACAAAGGUGUACAUGCAAAUAGGGCACUUAUAUAAGUAAAAUGUAUAAAUCUUCUAAAGGAUUCAGAGACAAAACUCUCGGAUUGAAAUUUAAUAAGUAUUUGAAGUAGGGCAAUAGCUCUGAUGAGAUCGCUUUGUAGGUUUGCCACAACACAGAGUGCCUCCCUGCUGUUCUUUAGAUGAAGAAUUCCAGGAUGCAAACCUGUGGGCUAGCUGUCCUGCCGUCCUCACCAAAACCCCCAACCAAAUAAAGCUGGUCAUUCCAAAGGCAAGUCCGAUGGCCCACGCGCUUCAGUCCACGGUCUGUACUGGGGAAGUGGAACCACAGAGGCGGAGACUUGCCUGUGGGUUGAGAGCAGAAGGUGGUUACUGUGGCAUUCUGCUCCGGCCUUACCCAGUACGCAUGCCUGUCAUCGUUCCCGUUUGAUUUGUCAGCCUUUUCAGAUGUUCAGUAUUUAUAUUGUCUAUUGUAUUUUGUUUUUGAAACAGGGUCUCACUCUGUCACCCUGGCUAGUUUCACACUCUAGAUCAAGUUGGCUGGCCUCAAAAACUACCAGAGAUCUGCCUGCCUCUGCCUCUGCCUCCCAAGUGCUGGAAUUAAAAGUGUGAAUCACUA